UACCCAGAACCCCCCGCGGAGCCGCCGCCGCCGCCUGCCGGGCGCACAAGAUGGCGGCGCGGUGGGGAAGGGGCGGCGGGCGGUGAGGGAGCGGGGGCGCGGGCUGCCCCGGGCCCGCCAUGACCUACACGGCGGAGCAGCUGGACGGCGUGCGGCGAAUAAAGAGCUGCCGCAACUACUACGAGAUCCUGGGAGUGGAGAGAGAUGCCAGCGAGGAGGACCUGAAGAAAGCCUACCGCAAGCUGGCCCUGAAAUUCCACCCGGACAAGAACCGCGCUCCCGGCGCCACCGAGGCCUUCAAAGCAAUAGGCAAUGCUUUUGCAGUUCUCAGCAACCCUGAAAAACGAUUGCGAUACGAUGAAUUUGGAACUGACCAAGAGCAUGUCAGCACUGGCCAGGCCAGGCACUAUAACUACUACACAGAAUUUGAAGCAGAUAUUACACCAGAAGAAAUAUUCAAUGUGUUUUUUGGCGGGCACUUUCCUACAGGAAAUAUCCAUAUGUUUUCAAAUGUAGCCAGAGAUGCACACUAUUAUCCACGGAGGCACCGUGAAAGAGCAUGGACACAGGAGCAAGAGGAGGAAGAAAACAGGCCACAGAACUCAUAUUCUGCAUUUAUUCAGUUGAUGCCAGUUUUCAUAAUAAUAAUAGUGUCAGUUAUAACUCAGCUGAUGGCGACUAACCCACCCUACAGCCUCUUCUACAAAUCGUCCAUAGGCCAUGUUAUUAGCAGAGAAACAGAGAACUUGCAGGUGCCUUACUAUGUUGAUAAAAACUUUGAGAAGAAUUAUCAAGGAGCGGAACUUCAAGAGCUAGAGAAAAACGUUGAAAAAGAUUACAUAGACUAUAUUCAGACCAGCUGCUGGAAGGAGAAACAGCAAAAGUCUGAUUUGUCGAAUUUGGCCAAGCUAUACAGAGACGAGCGGUUAAAACAGAAAGCAGAAUCAUUGAAACUUGAGCACUGUGAGAAGCUCUCCAGUCUGAUUGGAAUGCACAAAGGGGGCUGACCAGGACACACACAUUCUGUAGUUUUUAUUUAUUGCUGUUUUAAAUUAUGUUUUUAUUUUCCUUUGUAUAAAAACGGAAGGAGUCUAUUGCAAAGAGUGAAUAUGCGAUUCCUUCAUAUAGUGCAGAGAUGGGCCAACACAAGCUGUAGAGCAAGUGUUUGCUUUAAUAUACUGUACACUAUAUUUGGUUCCAAGGACCAGUGGCACUUUGUAAAUUAAUUCCCUGGGAAACACUCUGAGUUUGGAAUGUGUCUCAUCGGUAGUUUGUCUGCCAUCCAAACAGUAUAUACUUCCCAGGAGAGUAGACGAAUGUCUUAUGCUUUCUGUAUUUUCUAUGGACCUGCAAUUCACCCGGUCAUACCAACCGUGUAGUUCGCAGUACUCAGUGCACUAGCCUUUUCAUACUGCUAUCAAGUGGAUGUCCUUGCCUCUACAGUCGUUUGUAAUGAGAAUUUAGAUGAAAGGCAGCAUAUGUCCUGUUCAAGUCCAAUAUUCAGUGCUUAACUCUGAAGUGUCGAGUACCUGCUUCAGGUAAGCAUUUUGACAUGCUCCGAGCUCUCCUUACUGUCAAAGGGACUUGACCGAGUGCUUGUCUGGCUGGGGGGGUCUGCCCCUUCUCCUUGGUGACAUGACAAGCUGAGAGCAGAACUGCAACGCUGAACAGGAAGAUGAGAGCCUGUGAAAUGCAUCGAUUCCAGCAUCUGCCAAACUGCAGAGAAAGGACAACCUUAUUUAUUUUCUCAUACGUUUCCAGUGGCAUAUUUUUAAGCUGGCUGUAUAACUCUGAUUUUUAUCUGCAAACUCUUCUCCAGCUGUUACAGGGGUCCUGCUUUUUCUGGUACAGUUUUGAUGUAGCAUAUUUUUACUCUUGAGCAGUUAUGAAUGUUCCACUGUAGAGACUAGUAUUGCAAAGAAAAAGAUCCAUGUA
This is a messenger RNA of Cygnus atratus (black swan), 1935 nucleotides long. It is a transcript of the gene DNAJC18, whose product is annotated as DnaJ heat shock protein family (Hsp40) member C18. NCBI's taxonomy places the organism in Eukaryota, Metazoa, Chordata, Aves, Anseriformes, Anatidae. Gene Ontology annotation, cellular component: endoplasmic reticulum membrane. The coding region runs from base 120 to 1007 and encodes 295 amino acids. Gene Ontology annotation, molecular function: Hsp70 protein binding. The record is from RefSeq and is a predicted model, not a curated record. Gene Ontology annotation, biological process: cellular response to misfolded protein. The transcript has 7 exons.